Umbelopsis ramanniana AG is the source of this 3281-nucleotide messenger RNA. RefSeq lists its product as uncharacterized. Gene Ontology annotation, cellular component: Set1C/COMPASS complex. The transcript is spliced from 4 exons. Gene Ontology annotation, biological process: positive regulation of DNA-templated transcription. Bases 125 to 3085 code for a protein of 986 amino acids. Lineage: Eukaryota; Fungi; Mucoromycota; Umbelopsidomycetes; Umbelopsidales; Umbelopsidaceae. The record is from RefSeq and is a predicted model, not a curated record.
CUAUCUCACAGCUGAAAGCUAUUUCUUAUCCUUAUAGUGUUGAAAAAAAAGAACAUAACAGAAGCCUGUUCGAUAUUAUACCAACUACAGAGAUUCAUUCAAAAGUCAGAAUUUAGAAACGACAAUGGUUAGGCGAGAAAAGAAGCAUGUGGCCGAGGCGUCUGAUCUGUCAUCACAUUUGUCAGACACGUCCUCGCUCUCAUCCGAUCCACCAGGAAGUGGUGGCUCAGAAAAAGAUUCAGACGACGAAGACGAUGAUAAUAGAAGUAGGGGCGUGAAACCGAAAGCAACGUCCAAAAAGGCAACAAAGAAGCAAGCAGCUGACAGCAAACGGAAGGCAAAGUCCAAACAGUUAACUACCGCAGCAGCGAAGUCGAAACCAAAUCGACCAAAAAGUAUACCAGAAAAGAAAUUGAAAGAUUCACACAAGAAUCCCUCCAAUGCAUCCGAUCAAUAUUGCAUCUGUAGAGGUGGAUAUAACGGCAAAGAAUUUAUGGUUGCAUGCGAUCUAUGUCAUGAAUGGUUCCAUGGCCGCUGCAUAGGCAUCUCUGAAAAGAAUGUUCCCGACCAUUACUACUGCGACAAUUGCCAACAAGUGUCUGAAGAAGUAACCCCAACAGGACCUGCAAAAAAGGGUAAAAAAUUAGCAAAGGCGAAAACAGGAAAAGCCAAAGCUACCGCAGCAGCCAAGACACAGCGGAAUAAAGCGGAGAUCAAGGCUGAACCGCCAAUAGUAGAAACUGUCAUAAAAUCCAGCCUUGUUGAACAAGAUGCAGAUAUAGACCUUGAAGACGAGGAUUUAGACGACAUUUGCCCUGUUUGCGAUUCUGAAUGUACCUGUGGAAGCAAAGUCAAAACCGAAACCAUCACCAUUCCCGCCAUUGCCUUGGAUCCAGUGGUGCCUUCAACGGCUGGAAACAAUUUUGUACAUGAUAGUGGUGUAAUAGAAAUCAUUGGAGAAGACACAACCCAGCCAAAACGAGGAAAAGCAAAGACGAAAGCAUCAGAGAAGAAAGGAAAAGACAAAUCGGACAAGUCAUCUACCAACAAGAAGCGCUCCAACACGAAAAAGCCUCCAGUUCUUCCCAAACUGGAGAUUGAAGAAGAAUCAAUGGACGAUGAUGUGGCUUCUGUAACGGAAGAUGUUUCGUAUAUGUCAGACAUGUCUGAUGCUGUUCAAUCUAGUGGCUCAUAUCUGGAAGGACCUGUAUAUUCGUAUUCUGAGGGUUCUCUACAUAUCGAUUCUGGUGAUGAUGAGGAUAUUGAAGAAGAGGAAGAAAGAGCAAUGAUAGAGCAAUGGGAACUUUUGCAAGACCAAGAUGAGUUGAGCGACAGUUCUUCUGAAGAGGAUUUCGAUCUGGAUGAUGAAGAGACCAUGGCUAUCAUGCUCGAAGAUCAAAUUGAGUCCGAUGAAGACAUCUACACCAACGAUUUCAUACACCAAGUCAAUCGAUGGUCUUCAGACGAGGACGAUGAGGAAGAAGAAGGGUACGAGGAAGAAUUGGACGAAUCGGAUAUAGACAACGUCUUUGACAACGAUGAAGAGAACUUUGAUGACGAUGAUGAGUACGAUUCUGACGAUGGCGAUUCUGCUAACAUGCAGUUCUCUCCAUUCUUUGACGAAAACACCGAUGUAUCUGAGCUACUGGACAAUAUUGCAGCUGCUUUGGCAUUAUCCAUAUCUCUCCCUAGUGAAACUGGCGAAGAAGCUUCCGACUUGACCCAGCAGCUACAGCGUGCGCUCAUUGACGCUGGAAUCGACUUGUCAACCAUUGAUGAACAACAAUUGGAAUCCUCCAUCUCAGAAGUCGAUGAACCUGUAACGAGCAUUACACCUGCAUCCAAUGACUCCGACGUUGACGUUACAGGAACUCCUGACGAUAGCACAUCUCCCAUCACUCAGCUUGAACACCAACCUACGGCGCCUGCUUUAAUUGAAGAAAGUGAAAGUGCUACCGCGUUAUCUCAGUCUUUGGUGUCUGACCUUCUCUUGGCGUCUGGGCAGGGAGCGGGCAGUAAAAUCGACUCUGAGCUUAUUGCAGCAGCUGUUCAAGAUAUUGUCAAUGCUGCAACUGGAAAUGCUAAGCAAGGGAUGUUAUCUUCAGCACAAAAUAACAGCGCCUUACUUGAAGCCUCCCCUCUCACGCCAAAUUCGGGAAUGUCAUUUGGGGAUACAGUGACGCCCCCUGUACCCGAGUCUUCGUCAUCAUCGUCUCUGAAGAGAGGUUUAGAAGAGGGGGAUAACAGUGAUCGCCAACAGAAGAGACGCUUGAGUAUCUCCAAGGAGCAAGCUACUAAUACAGCCGUCAAGGAUGAGAUUGAGCAUUCAGCCGUUCUCAUGGAUGACUUGGUCGAUACGUCCCGAUUAUAUACGCGCUCAACUUCUCGAUCACCGUCGCCAGAACCAGCAGAAAUAAAUCGAUUCUCUCAAGAUCUCUCGCGCUGGCAGCGAGUUCCUAUCGGUACGUUCCGACGAUCAAGACGAGUGUCUGCACCGAUGAUUCAAGCGUCCGCUGCUCUGAAAAGUGGCAACGAUGAGUUUGCUUCGACCUUACUGUGUGAUUUGGAGGAUAGUCCUGCAACCAAUGCUUACAAUGCGACGGUACCCAAAAAACGUCGAAGACCGAAGCAUCGCGGUCGAUCUGCUGCCAAGUCCAUGAGUGACCUGGCCAGUAUCAUUCAAAAAUCGAAGGAUUUGUUGCCGGCCAACUUCAAUGCUUUACAAGGAGACCAAGGUUCUGGUGCCUUAGCGUCUAAUGGCAUGGCAUCCAAUAGUGCUUUACCAUCUACCAUCUCCAUAGCCAUUGCCAAUGCUGUCGCCGCUAUCAGACAAUCCAACGGUGGUCGUAGACCCAUUCGGCAAGGUUCACUGAGCUCCGGAUUGGAUACCGAUCAACCUCCAAGUUCAGCCUGUUCUUCUCCACUCUAUUCUCCACUGUUUGCUGGUAUUCGAAAUACUGAUUUAUCUAUCCCUGAUUUACAUCUUGACGAUGUUGUAGCCGAACUACAAAAACAAGAAGAAGAGAAAUCAGCUGCACAACGAAAAGGUAGACGACCAAGCAAGCUAUCUUCGGCAUUAACAUAGAGACCCUUGGCCUCUUCUUUUUUCAUUUAUAGAACUUUACAAGUCCUUACCCACUUGAAGGACUGAGAAUCUUUUUUGUUUCUAUUUCUUACGCAUUUCCUUCCUUUUAUUCCACUCCACCUAUUGUGCUUUCUUUCUUUUGAUCGCUUUUCUCAUCUCAUUAUUUAUUGCCCCUGUCUUCUCUCACUGUACAAUU